AUGGAAAAUGAAAAUACAAAUGAAAUAAUAUUACAAAUUGCUGAGUGUAUUGAUAUACCAGUCUACGAAAUUGAUAUAUCACGAAGUCAUCGUGUCGGAAAAUAUAAUCCUCAAACAUCUACUCCUCGCCUGAUAAUCGUUCGCUUUGCGUCCUAUCGUUCACGUGAACUAUUUUAUAAAAAUCGUAAAUAUCUUAAUGAAUCAGAUUACUACUAUAUUACACGAAGACGUCAGAUUACUACUAUAUUACACGAUAUUACUAUAGUACGCGAAGACCUUAUGAGAGAAUAUCUAAAUUUAUUACGACGUUGUAUUGAACCAUCUGUCCUUCUUACAUUCUUUAUAAAAGAUGGUAACACCUACUACUAUCAAAAUGAUCGGCAAAUUUUUAUUCGCUUAGAAAGUGAUAUUGGGAAAGUUAUGGUACAAAUUAAUUAUCGAUCCCCGAGUCUUUCAAACGGCGAAACUGAUGAGGAUAUAGAAUUUUUAAGUGACACUAUAGGUGAUGUUAUUCGAACGGGAUCGUUUGACGUUGUAAUAUUAGUAGGUGAUUUCAGUGCACACAGUGACGCCUGGUGUAAUUCGCAUCCAGAAACGGCAGCUGGCAAAAAGUUUUUUGAAUUUUCUGAUAUUUUAAAUUUCAAACAAUUAGUGAAAGAGCCUACAAGAGUUAGCAAAGAUAGAAUGACUAAAACGGUGCUUGACUUGGUGUUUACUAGUUCAACAUCUCCACAAAUUUGUUUGAAUCCAUCUUCAAAACGUUUUAUGUUCGGUUUUUUUAAAGUGGUCAUAAUUGGCAUUGUAACAUCAAAGUGUGCUAAUAGUGGUAACGGGAGAUCCGUGGGAACGGGAGAUCCGGGCAUCCAUUAA
This is a messenger RNA of Didymodactylos carnosus, 870 nucleotides long. Lineage: Eukaryota; Metazoa; Rotifera; Eurotatoria; Philodinida; Philodinidae. The record is from the annotation of a GenBank genome assembly.